Molecule: messenger RNA, 2924 nt
Organism: Spea bombifrons (plains spadefoot toad)
Lineage: Eukaryota; Metazoa; Chordata; Amphibia; Anura; Pelobatidae
Gene: GPR153
Product: G protein-coupled receptor 153
Exons: 6
Coding region: 186-2108 (640 amino acids)
Biological process (GO): G protein-coupled receptor signaling pathway
Cellular component (GO): membrane
Molecular function (GO): G protein-coupled receptor activity
Source: RefSeq, a predicted model, not a curated record
AUGUUUUUGGACACGAGUGGGAUCCCCUUUCGUUCGGAGCAGGUUUUCAAUGGAUCUUGGAACAGACAACAUGGAUCUAAUCUUAGUUUCACAACUAUGCUUUUGUUAGGCUAAUUUUUGGGGCCAGAAGAUGCAUUUACAUUUUCUGUUUGUCUUCACCACUGAUCCACAACGCUCUACUUUCGAUGGUGCCUUUAUUCAACACCAUGAAUGAUGAGGACAGACUGCACAACAACGCUGUCGCCUGGUUAAUAUGUGCAGGGGUAUCACUCUUGGCAAAUACAUGGGGGAUACUCAGUGUGAGUGCCAAACAAAAGAAAUGGAAGCCCCUGGAGUUUUUAAUUUGCACCUUGGCUGGAACUCACAUCCUUAACGUCACCAUCCCUGUCACCAUCUAUUCUGUGGUCCAACUCCGCAAGCGCCACUCGGACUACGAGUGGAAUGAAGGACUCUGUAAAGUGUUUGUGUCGACUUUUUACACCCUAAGUCUGGUGACCUGUUUUUCGGUCACUUCUCUAUCAUAUCAUCGGAUGUGGAUGGUCCGCUGGCCAGUAAAUUACAGGCUGAGCAACACAAAGAAACAAGCAGUGCACACUGUGAUGGGAAUAUGGAUGGUAUCAUUCAUACUUUCGACCUUGCCCGCUGUCGGGUGGCAUGACACGACUGAAAGAUUUUAUUCCCGGGACUGCCGCUUCAUUGUUACCGAAAUUGGACUCGGGUUUGGAGUGUGCUUUCUUCUUUUGAUCAGCGGCAGUGUGGUCAUGGGGGUGGUUUGCAUAGCAAUUACACUUUUUCAGACAUUUUCUAUCCAAACUGGGCAAAACGUUGAUAAACAUAAAUUCAACGUGCCUACUAUUGUGGUGGAGGAUGCUCAUGGGAAAAGAAGAUCGUCCAUUGAUGGAUCCGAACCUAUUAAGACUUCACUUCAAAUAACCUAUCUGAUAUCGGGGAUUGUAUUUAUAUAUGACUUCUUGAUGGGCUUUCCAAUUCUGGUUGUGAGCUUUGCCAGCUUGAAGUUUGACACGUCGUACGAGUGGAUGGUGCUGUGCGUUCUCUGGUGCACUGUAGUACAAGCUCUUCUUCUCCCGAUGUUCCUGUGGGCCUGCGACCGAUACCGCUCUGACGUAAAGGCCGUCUGGGACAAGUGUAUAGCGAUUAUGUCUAAUGAUGAUACGGACGAAGAUCACAGUCCAGACGGUGGCAUCCACUCUGAUCUCAUAUAUGAAAGGCCGUAUGAUUACAAUUAUGGAGGUGACAUUAUGGCCAUGGAACGUAUUACCAAAUAUGACAUUUCAGCGUUAGAAAGGGGAAUUCCGCACAUUUAUCCAACAAAAGAAAUCCAAGACGAUAAAAUGCACUAUCUUCAGGUCCCGCCAACAAGAAGGUAUUCACAUGACGAAACAGACAUUUGGGCUCCCGGACAGAUUCCCGCCUUCCUUCACACCUGGGGUUCUGCUGAAGACAUGGCCGCAAUCUCAUUCUUCACCCUGCCGAGACGCGAAAGAAGGAGCAGCUUGGCAUCGUACCACGAGGAAUGUAACAUGCCGUAUCGGAAGUGCCGCAAAUCGUCCGAAAGCCUCAUUUCACUGAAACACUUUACCUUGGAGGAACUGUAUAAAGAAAAUUAUAAAUGCUUUAGUCGGGAGGAGAUUGUCAGUUUUAUUGAUGAAACCCCCCUUCCGAGUCCUCGGAAAACCGCAAUGAGGUCUUCGUCGGUCUCCUUGAUACCGGACAGUUUGCAACGUCAGACAGUCGCCCACUUUGCUCUCACGGACUUUGAACGGGAGCCACAAGUCUUAAGACGAUUGUCGUCCCACGGAAAAGGUUGCACGCUCAACGUGCCUGGUCACCCAAGGCCUCCCGAUGAACACAAAAGGUUCUACACGGAGGGACACCGGGGUAACCGUAGUGGUCAAAGACAUCUUCAAAAGAUGGAGUCUCAAAGGUUGGACGAAAUUGCCGCAGAAAAUUCUGCCAACGCAUGGACGGAACAAGAAAACCAACUGAACGUGCAAAGCAAAGAAAGCACAAACAGCUAUUUAAGUUUGCCUUCUGCAUCCUCUGGCUAUAUAACAUUCAAUUCCGAUUCCAUCGGUUCUACUUCCUAGGGGUGGGGGUGGGGUUAAAAAAAAAAAACUUUAGGAUUUAAGAUAUGUCAGGAUAUUUAAUUUCAGGGUUUAAUAUUUUUACUCUUGUCUUUUUGAUACCUGGAAUUGGAAUUAGAACCAAAGAAGAAAAACUGGUAUUUUAAAUUGUCAGACACACAAAUUUUAUCUUUGUGGAUUUCUUACGGGGGGGGUGAAAAAUAAAUAAAUAAAAUUAAAUAUUCAGGAAAUCGAAUCUGCACAAAACAUAUUCAAUGUUUUCAUGGCGGUUAAAAAAGAGGUUUCUACUCGUUAUUCUGGAUAUUUCAAUAAAUAAUAUACGGAAUUUAUGCCUUUGAGCUCCGAAGAAUUAUAAAAAAAACCCAACACAUUAUCUCCGAAAACAUCAUCAAUAAACAUAAUAUAUGCAUGCAUAUGUAUCGCUCAAAUCACGCUCUCUUGGUGGCUUUUUUUAUUAUAUACACCCUACAAUUUUCUAUUACGGAAACAAAUUGUGCUCUGUGUGGUUUAUACGGAAUAUCUGAAAUGAUUGCUUUUAUAUAAAAUAAUAGCGUUCCUCCAGUUUUAAUGUAUUGUAUUUUAUUUUUUUUCCGUACCGUAUCAUAUCACAUCUUACAUACAACUCUAAGAAUAUGUGUCCCUUUACAUGUAUGAUGAAAACAGAUAUUACCUGUGUGAACAUUUCUCUCCUCGCAGGAAGAGUGGAUUAUUAGAUUAGUUUUGUGUCUGCGAUUUGUGUAUUUGUACAUGUGCAUUUUUAUUUUUUUUUUCGCCAUGCAUAUCUCCCAGAAAAUAAAUGAUACAUUCUUUUAAAAACAA